This is a messenger RNA of Acanthamoeba castellanii str. Neff, 2049 nucleotides long. RefSeq lists its product as uncharacterized. The transcript is spliced from 9 exons. NCBI's taxonomy places the organism in Eukaryota, Discosea, Longamoebia, Acanthamoebidae. The record is from RefSeq and is a predicted model, not a curated record. Bases 1 to 2049 code for a protein of 682 amino acids.
AUGGAGAGGAGAGUGCACACCGCCGCAGGCGUGCUGGGCGCCACCACGUUGUUGCUGGUCCUGCUGUUGCUCGAUGGGACCGAAGCUUCACGAUACUGCUCCUACCAUCCAGAGGCACCCGAGUGCCGCAACGUGCAACCCCGCUACCCCCCAGCAAGCGAUUGGGAGGUAGACCCGGCCCAUCUAGAGCUGCAGGAGAUGGAGGCAGACCUCGCUGCCGCGAUCUCUACGUCCAACGAAGCAGACGACGUGCCACCGUCGGCAGUCUCUACGCCAGCGAAGGGCAUGGGAGAGGCCUCCGGGUGGCGCCUGCUACUCACCCGCCAGGCCAGGCCCGUCUUUGAAGCCCUUGGCGUCGUCGGCGCUGCGCUGGUGACGUUCGCUGUGUUGGCUAGGUGGUGGGUUCACCGCCAGGCGCGGCAGAUCGACGCCCUGGAGGACGUAGCGGCGGCUGAGGCUUUGCUGACGCGGCGUGCCGCGUCGCCGUUCGCGGUCGUGGUCGACGCCACGCUCGGGACGUCGCUGGUCUCCGACCUCCGCCGCCGGCUGGAGGCCCGGCUGGCCCAGCUCCACGCCCGGCGGCAGCAGUCGCUCGACGCCGCCGCGGCCGAGCUGGCCGGGCAGGCCAGCGUCGCCGACCGCAAGCACCAGUUCGUCAAGAAGUGGAGGCGCAUCCACGCCAAGACCUUGCCCAUCCCGCAACUCGAAGCCCUGUUGGCCGAGGCCGAAGAGGUGGAAUCCGAGUUUGAGGUGGUGAUCAGGGAGUGGCUCGAGUUUAGGCGCCAAAUCGAACGGGAGAGCACCACGCUUCGCCUUACGAUGAGCGAAGACGGCGAAAGCCUCCCCUCUUCGCUGACCCGCUCCACCGAACUGCGCCUGCUCGCCGCCGCACGACCCAACGCCAUCGCGCGCUACACGAAUGACAGCGACGACGACGACGACGAUGCUGUGAUCAUCGAGCGCGACGACAAGAACAGCAGCAGCACGAGCACGAGCACGAGCACGAACACGGAGAACGAAGGCGAAGUGGAGGUGGUGGAGGGUCAGUACAUAGGUGGCGAGAGGAAUGCGGCCAAGCGAAGAUCGACCAAUGGCCCCCUGGGAUCGCUUGUUCUCGAAGAUUACGGCGGGGAAAACGACUCGUCCAUCGCGCGGGAGUUGGCGCGACAGACCGACAGCGAGAGCUACUUCCGAGUGUGGGAGCUGCAUCACAAACACGAACUUCUCCAACUGGGCCGUGAGAAGCUACGACAGAAGCAGGAGGACAAGAUUCAGGAGCAGCAGAAGCGCGAGGAGGACAACGAAGAGAGACGAAGCCAAGCCCGCCGCACGCUCAAAGAGCAGCAGGAGGCCAACCGGAUCGAACAGGAGAAACUCAACCACCAGAAACAGGAAGCACGCAAGGCCGCGGAGGAGGCGGAGGAACGGACGGCAUGGAGCAGUCUCCGGACCAGGCUGUUCCUGCACGCCAGCAUCUACGGCGGGAUUGCGCUCUACCACCUGUGGCACAGCCUUCUCGAUUCGUGGCGAUCCACUCUCGACUUCAGUUCCACGUGCACUCCCGCCAUUCCGCUUCUCGUCGAUAAGGUCUGUCUGCUUGACUUGACGGUCUAUCUUCCGCUUCACAUCCUCCUUCCGCUCCUCUUGUGCGUUCUCGUCCUCGCCAUCCAGUGGGGCGGUCUGCUCCUUCAACUCCCCUCGCUCGCCGCUCUGUGCCUCCUCUUCGCUGCCAUCUGGAGCAAGGUCCCUUCUGCGCUCGACUAUGCGGGUCUCGUGGGCGUGGUAGUCGUUCAGCUCUUGGUCUUCGCCGCUAAGUGGGCCAUCGCGUCGAGCGCCAACGAUGGCGGCGAGGUCGGCCACGUGAGGCAGAGAGCGCCCCGCCGCCUGCUUGGCGCAGUGCUCACCACGAUCGAGGUCUCGCUGUUCGUCGUCAACAUCGGCCUCGCCCUCGCUUGCUUCGCCCGGCGUCGCAACGACGUGCUGCACGAUUCCUUCACUGACUGCUUCUCUACGCCCAGCGACUUUGGGAGUUGCUACACCUACUACUGA